GAGCAACAGCUCGCAGCAGCCUCUGCCUUCUCUGCACCCCUUGGAGGCCUGUGGUGAAGCUGCUGAGGGGUCUGGGUCUAGACUCAACUCUAUGGGGGCUACUGGGCCGUGUGCCCAGCAGCCCCUAUAGAUCCAGCUGACUAAAGGCCAACAGGCUGCAAGCCUUCAAGGCUGCUGAGGCCACUGCCCCCACGUCUCUGUAAUGGAAACUUCUCAGCUGCUCUGUGCUCAACAGCUCGGGUUCCUGCCCCGUGUGGGGCUCUAAGAGGCGGCAGAUCGCAAGACAAGGCAGAGGACCAUGUCCCAGUAAAUGAGGUCUGCAGCUCCAGUCUCUCGCCCUAAUCCCCACCCACGGACACGCCAUCCAACCAGAGAGAAUGAGGGGACCACGUGGGGCUCACAGCCUCCCAGGACCGAGAGGGAUGGCGACAGGAAGUGUCCUCCCUCUAUCCUAAGACCCAGACGGCAAGAAUGUGGGUGCCCUGGGGGUGAGCCACAGAGAAAUCAAAGGCACGUGCGGUUCCGAGAGCCCCUGGAGGUGGCUGUCCACUACAUUGCCCGCAAGGACAGGACAGCUGCCAUCAAGGUCCCCCGCCGUGCAGCUCCUCACGGCGGCUCUCCGCUCCAGCCAGCAUUCUGCGGUGGCUCCUUGUUCCUGUGGCUGAUUCUGUGUGUUCUGCUUGGAGUGGUGCUGGGCCUGUACUGUGGCCGGGCCAAACGUGUCACAGGAGCCCUGGAGGACCUCUGGGCUCAGCUCCUCGUCCUGACCUCGCACCUGUGGCGUGCGGUCCUUGCCUGUUGACACUGCCUCCUGCA
This is a messenger RNA of Rattus rattus (black rat), 816 nucleotides long. It is a transcript of the gene C7H14orf180, whose product is annotated as chromosome 7 C14orf180 homolog. The record is from RefSeq and is a predicted model, not a curated record. The transcript is spliced from 5 exons. The coding region runs from base 311 to 802 and encodes 163 amino acids. NCBI's taxonomy places the organism in Eukaryota, Metazoa, Chordata, Mammalia, Rodentia, Muridae.